AUGAACAACGUGUCAAAAGAAGUGCAUAAUAUGACUUUCCUAAAGAAAGCUUGGGAUGGUUUUGUAGAGAGAUUCCUAAAUGGGGAAUUCUGGUUUGAUUUAUAUUUAGCUGUUUACAAAUGGUUACGAAGUUGUUUACUGAAUACUGAUAAUCUUCGUGAAGUAUUAUUCCCAAGACGUUAUUACGAAUCAAGUAGCUUUCAGCUAAGUGAUUUACUGAAAAUACUCAUGCGUCGAUAAUUAUUACUUCUUCUUUCACCAACCGAAUGGUGAAAUAAACUGACUGUUGAUUGUAUUUUUGCUUUGAUCCUAC
Trichobilharzia regenti is the source of this 313-nucleotide messenger RNA. The record is from the annotation of a GenBank genome assembly. NCBI's taxonomy places the organism in Eukaryota, Metazoa, Platyhelminthes, Trematoda, Strigeidida, Schistosomatidae.